Messenger RNA from Antechinus flavipes (yellow-footed antechinus), 1331 nucleotides. RefSeq names its product EEF1A lysine methyltransferase 2 (gene EEF1AKMT2). NCBI's taxonomy places the organism in Eukaryota, Metazoa, Chordata, Mammalia, Dasyuromorphia, Dasyuridae. Gene Ontology annotation, biological process: peptidyl-lysine monomethylation; peptidyl-lysine dimethylation. The record is from RefSeq and is a predicted model, not a curated record. Gene Ontology annotation, molecular function: protein-lysine N-methyltransferase activity. Gene Ontology annotation, cellular component: cytoplasm.
GAGACAAAUAGCCGCUGCCCUCGGGGUGGGGGGGGGCGGGGGAGCGAGAGCCCCAGAAACACGGACCAGCGGGGGGAGGGGCCUGACUAAAGAUGAUGGGCGAUGGGCUCAGAGGGAGGGGAAAGAGACAGCGUGACAGAGAGAAAGAGAAAUAGAGAGAGACAGGCUGACGUCACUGUCCUGGGCCCGGAGCAGUAGAGAGGGAAACCUCCCGGGGCCCAGAGCGGCUCGGAGCAGCCUAGAGAGACUACAAAUACUCUAGUGCGCAGGCGCGGCCCGGAAGGCCCCGCCCUCUUAAUGGCGGCCCCCAGCUGCCGACACAGGACUGUCAUACUUGGAACCAUGGAAGAGGAGGAAAAAGUAAAGGAGAAGAAGGAAGAGGAGGAAGAAGGAGGUUUCGCACCCUCAGCCCUGGGGACCCGAGAACAUUGGGAUGCCGUGUAUGCGGAGUUGCGGGCUUUUCAGGAGUCCGGAGAUUCAGGAGAAAUAUGGUUUGGAGAAGAAAGUAUGAAUCGAUUAAUCAAAUGGAUGGAAAAAUGCAAGAUCCCAUUGGAUGCUUCAGUGCUUGACAUUGGAACUGGAAAUGGGAUGUUUCUGGUUGAACUGGCAAAAUUGGGAUACUCUGAUAUUACUGGAAUUGAUUACUCUCCUUUGGCAAUACAACUUUCUGGAAGAAUAAUAGAAAAGGAAGGUUUAUCUAACAUUAAGUUACAGGUGGAAGACUUUUUGAAUCCUUCUCCCAAACUAUCUGGAUUUCAUAUUUGCAUUGACAAAGGAACCUUCGAUGCCAUAAGCCUGAAUCCUGACGGUGCACUUGAGAAGAGGAAGCAGUAUGUGAAAUCGCUCUUCAGGGCAUUGCAAGAUAAAGGCUUCUUUCUCAUAACAUCUUGUAACUGGACCAAGGAUGAGCUGCUCAAGGAGUUCAGUGAAGGAUUUGAAAUUCUGGAAGAGCUGCCAACACCCACGUUUACCUUUGGAGGGAGAUCUGGAAACAGCGUAACAGCAUUGGUUUUCCAAAAAAAGUGAGAUCUUUCUCUGGAUAAAUCCGGUAUUCCUUUUGAAAAAGUCUAAAUGUUGGAUUCAUUCUGACCGAGACAGACGUGUGGGCAAAUCAUUCCUAAGAAUGUGGCAAGAGAGGCUGUGCGUACCAAAUAUUCACAGUGGGGAAGCAAGACACCAGGACCUGCAAGGGGCUGGUUUGGAGAGACCGGCAGAGAAUUAUUUUAAAUAUAUUUUAUAUUUGAAAUGAACAUAUAUUUUUCCUUAAAACAUCUCUGUAAUCGUGGAAUAAUUUAAAAUAUGAAAGCAAAAGAGUAAUUCUGUCGUUUUAA